Messenger RNA from Oryctolagus cuniculus (rabbit), 4836 nucleotides. The record is from RefSeq and is a predicted model, not a curated record. Lineage: Eukaryota; Metazoa; Chordata; Mammalia; Lagomorpha; Leporidae.
CUUCAUGCUAGACAUUGGAUGGUGUGUUGGGUUCUUGCUGUAAUCUCUCUAUAACUGAAUUGGGAUGGCCUAGGUACUCCUUAUUGAUGAGCUGCUCUGGUAACCUUGGGAAACCCAUUUGGGGCAGAAUUUGGCAGUAUGAGUUGCUAUGGGAUGUCUCAUGGCGCACACUACAGGUUGGCUGGGUCAAACACCUUUGUUUAGUAAGCUGUGCUUAAGUUAGCAGUGAGGCAAAGUCAUUAUCAGUGUUGGUGGUUAUAAUUGGGUCUCUCGUACAUCCCCACUCGCAACACGUCCCAGGGAGGACCCUCAUGGACAGACCGGCAGAGGGCCACGUGGAAGACACUGACCUGGAAGGCCAUGUAGAGACUCUUGAACACCUGUCAAGCUUUGUCCUUGUAAAAGAAAAGAACAUCAUGGAACAUCAGGAAGUAAAUGGAAGAAUUGUGGUCAAGACCAUCGAUGACAUUAAGACAUCACUUACUCUGGCCUGAGAAGACUGAGAAUCCUGCUCUCAGAGUGCCUGGGACAAGUGGACCUGGUGCUGGUGCAGCGUAGAUGCCCUGUCGCUGAGAAUGCUUUCCCUGCCUGUCCUGUCACCCUGAAUGGUGGAGAAGAGGAGGGAGUCAGCACCUGGCCUUGCAUCUUCAUAGGUGACCAUGGAAGCUGGCGGCCUCCCCCUGGAGCUGUGGCGCAUGAUCCUAGCCUACCUGCACCUUCCCGACCUGGGCCGCUGCAGCCUGGUGUGCCGGGCCUGGUACGAGCUGAUCCUCAGUCUCGACAGUACCCGCUGGCGGCAGCUGUGCCUGGGCUGCACCGAGUGCCGCCACCCCAACUGGCCCAACCAGCCGGACGUGGAGCCUGAGUCUUGGAGAGAGGCCUUCAAGCAGCAUUAUCUCGCCUCCAAGACCUGGACCAAAAAUGCCCUGGACUUGGAGUCCUCAGUCUGCUUCUCUCUCUUCCGCCGGAGGAAGGAACGGCGCACGCUGAGCGUCGGGCCAGGCCGUGAGUUUGACAGCCUGGGCAGUGCCUUGGCCAUGGCCAGCCUCUAUGACCGAAUCGUGCUGUUCCCAGGCGUGUACGAAGAGCAAGGUGAAAUCAUCCUGAAGGUGCCCGUGGAGAUCGUGGGCCGAGGGAAGUUAGGCGAGGUGGCCCUGCUGGCCAGCAUUGAUCAGCACUGCUCGACCACACGCCUGUGCAACCUGGUCUUCAUGCCGGCCUGGUUCUCACCCAUCAUGUAUAAGACAACAUCAGGUCAUGUCCAGUUUGACAACUGCAACUUUGAGAAUGGGCACAUCCAGGUACAUGGCCCAGGUACCUGCCAAGUGAAGUUUUGCAUCUUCAAAAACACCCAUGUCUUCCUGCACAACGUGCCCCUGUGUGUCCUGGAAAACUGUGAAUUCGUGGGCAGUGAAAACAACUCUGUGACCGUGGAGGGUCACCCCUCUGCAGAUAAGAACUGGGCCUACAAGUACCUCCUCGGACUGAUCAAGUCCUCUCCCAGUUUGCUGCCCACAGAGGACUCUGACUUCCUAAUGUCCGUGGACCUAGAGAGCCGGGACCAGGCUUGGAGCCCAAAGACCUGUGACAUUGUCAUUGAGGGCAGCCAGAGCCCUCCCAGCCCAGCCUCCAGCUCCUCCAAGGCUGGCUCCCAGGAGACAGAGGGAGGCAGCGAUGGGGAAAGGGUGGCCCAGACCCCAGACAGCAGCGAUGGAGGCCUGAGUCCCAGCGGCGAGGAUGAGGAUGAGGACCAGCUCACAUACAGACUGUCCUACCAGGUACAGGGCCCACGCCCUGUGCUGGGGGGCUCCUUUCUGGGCCCCCCACUGCCAGGGGCAUCCAUCCAGCUGCCUAGCUGCCUGGUGCUGAACUCACUGCAGCAGGAGCUGCAGAAGGACAAGGAGGCCAUGGCAUUGGCCAGCUCCGUGCAGGGCUGCCUCAUCCGCAAGUGCCUGUUCCGUGACGGGAAGGGAGGCGUCUUCGUCUGCUCCUACGGCCGAGCCAAGAUGGAAGGCAACGUCUUCCGGAACCUGACUUAUGCAGUGCGGUGUAUCCACAACAGCAAGAUCGUGAUGCUCAGGAACCACAUUCACCGCUGCCGCGCCUCGGGCAUCUUCCUGCGCCUGGAGGGCGGCGGCCUGAUCGCCGGCAACAACAUCUACCACAACGGCGAGGCUGGCGUGGACAUCCGAAAGAAGUCCAACCCCCUCAUCCUGUGUAACCAGAUCCACCAUGGCCUUCGCUCUGGCAUUGUGGUCCUCGGCAAUGGGAAAGGCGUCAUCCGGAAUAAUCAAAUAUUUUCCAAUAAGGAGGCCGGCAUUUAUAUCCUGUACCAUGGAAACCCAAUCGUGAGCGGGAACCACAUCUUCAAGGGCCGUGCUGCUGGCAUAGCUGUGAAUGAGAAUGGCAAAGGCCUCAUCACAGAAAAUGUCAUCCGUGAGAACCAGUGGGGCGGCGUGGACAUCCGCCGCGGAGGCGUCCCCGUACUCAGGAGCAACCUCAUCUGCUUUGGCUACUCCGACGGCGUGGUCGUCGGGGACGAGGGCAAGGGCCUGAUAGAAGGAAACACCAUCUACGCUAACAAGGGCUGUGGCGUGUGGAUGAUGUCAUCCAGCCUGCCCCACGUCACCAGCAACCACGUCAGCUACAACGGCCUGUACGGGGUGGCAGUGUUCAGCCAGAAGGAUGGCGCCAGCGAGUUCCCUGGAGGCCACGGCGCCCAGGAGAACUUCAGCGAGGACGGGGACGCCAUCCUCUGGGAGCCGGAGCUGGAGAAAGACGACGACCCACUGCGCCGGCCUGUCACCGUGGCGCUGGUGGAGUCCAACAGUGUGAACCAUAACGGAGCCUCAGGACUGUACGUCCAGAGCAGCGAGGCCCUGCACGUCACCGCCAACGUGAUCCAUGCCAAUGGCGACCGAGGCAUCACCGUGGCCCAGAGCAGCCAGCUCACCCGCGUGGCCAACAACAGCAUCUCUUGCAACCGCCAGAGUGGGGUCAAGGUCGAGGCCCAGUGCAAGGUGGAGCUCCGGGGAAAUGGCAUCUAUGACAACAGAGGCCACGGCGUCAUCACCAAAGGCGACAGCACAGUCGUCAUUGAAAACGACAUCAUCGGCAACCGGGGCAGCGGGCUGCAGCUGCUGCCCAGGUCCGACACCAAGGUGAGGGCGCGUGCACGGCUGCGGCGUGUGCCCGACACCAAGGUAAUAAAGAACCGGAUCCACUCAUUCCGGGCCUACGGCAUCGCAGUGCGGGGCCGCGCCAAGGCCCUGGUGCAGGAUAACAUCAUCUUCCAGGGCAAGACCAGCAAGACCAUCUUCCAGCAGAUCGCAAACAACCGGGACUGCGUCAUGCAGAACAACAAGUUCCUGGUCUUCAGGAAGAAGUCCGACACGUGGCGCCUGGUAAACCCACCUGCUCGGCCUCACCUUGAAAACCCCCUCAGAGGCCCCUCUGCAGGCCACAGCGGGCAGAAGGUCACGGCCAUGGGGACCAGGAUCACAGCGCGCGUGGAAGGCGGCUACCACAGCAACCGCAGCAUCUUCUGCACCAUCCUGUAGGGGCGCACCUGCCAGGGCUGAGAGACCAGCGCCUCCGCCUUGCCACCCUGAAAGCGCAGGCCCCAGCCUGCUGGGACUUCAGCUCCACAGCCCUGGGAGGAGAAGGGGCAGGAGCUGGCGGGUUUCGUGGAGAGCUGGGGACUCGGGCUUUUGUAGGGAAGCCCGCGUGACGUGCACCGACCAAGCCUCUUCUCAGGGAGAGACUCCAGUGCGGUGGAGACAGCUGCUCCUGGCCUGGGCCCCCUUCCCCUGACCCUAGCGCCCCCUCCUGGCUGCCUCUGCAGGCUGCAGCAGUGGAGUUUUCGCUUAUUUAAGGUCUCUUAGGGACAAGAACUUGUGAGGGAGGGACUUGGGGUGGAAGCCCCUCCUAAAAGCGCCCCAGGGAUGACAGGGACCUCCUGCUGCCAGAGGCUCCCUUCCCUAGCGGCACAGCUGUGCAGGCAGGUGCUAGGUGGGCAGCCAAGGAUGUGUGAGGCUCCUCUGUUCUCAAGGAGCCCCCCUCCGACUCUGGGGGACAUUAACCCUGUGCCUGCCCCGGGGGAGGAUCCAAAUCCCCAGUGAGUGCCCCCGGUCCCUGGCACGACCCUGGCUCCCGCUCUUGUGCCUUGGUUCCCACUCAGCCCCUCCCUGGCAUGCCCUGAGCCCAGGCCCCACCCACUCCUCCAGGGUUGGCGGACACUGCCCUCCCCCGGCAGAGCCUCCCAGCCCUCUGCCCUCUCAGGGUCCUGAGCACUUUCUGCCUUGUCCUGGAGCUCCCGGGUCUGCCCGCUCACCGUGGGCUCCCUGAGCCGGGAGCCACACCUCACUGCCGGGGCUGUGGCCUCAGUGAGGAGAGGAAGGCCAGCUCCCAGGGGCUUCCUGAACUGUCCUGGGAAUGCGGAGGCUGCGGUGCCAGGCGGGCUUGCCCCCGACGUGGGGAGGGGCUGGAUGCAGGGCCGGCUCAGCCUGAACAGUCCCCCCACUCGGCCUUCUGUGCGGGACCGCUGCACCGCGCUGGGCAGACGGCUUCCCCGGCUGCUAAGGUCGGGCCCUCGGUGCUGCUGUUGGGUGGGCUGGGAAGGGGGGCUGGAGGAAGCCAGGAGUGCUGGCCUCUCCCCAGGACUCGGGCACGAGUGUGCCAGCCCUUUCUGUGCCCAGCACUGUCCUUUGCACUUGUGUGUGGUGGCCCCAGUGUGAGUCGCUGUACAAAAUGCUGCCUUGAUUAUUUUGUAAGAAAUGACUUUUCUGUGAACUUAUACAAAUCUUGAUAACCAAAAUAAAGUUCUAUAUUUUAAAA